UUGAUAAUUAUUUCCGUAGCCGUCUUGUAGCACAAGCAUUAGCAAAUGAUGAAACCAAAGAUACUUAUGAACACCCUCGAGUUUUUAUUACCGAUGCCGACUCCGGAAUGGAUGCUGCAAUAGAUAUUCAUUAUAGUAAUACUUAUCCACUUCAUUGUAUUUAUCAUAUAUCUCAAAAUCUUAUACGCAACCUCAAGGCUCUCCUUAGUAGUUCCUUUAAUGAUUUCAUUAAAGAUUUUUAUUUGUCUGGUAUUUCAUCUACAUCACGUGUUGAAAGCGAAAAUGCUGUAAUAAAAAAUGUUCUUCAAGGCCGACCUAGUCUUUGUGAACUUGCUGCUAUUUUGGACUUGCGAUUAAGUGAUGAAGCACGUUAUAAAUAUCUUACUGAAGAAAUGCUUUUCCGACAAAGACAUGAAAUAAUACAAUCACUUGACUAUUACACUAUAACAGAAUUACCUAAUGAUAGUUAUGCUGAAGAAAGCUAUGAUACACAACAAAUUCACCUGACCUUUCUUCUAGAGGAUCUCUCUCCAAACAAAAUUAUUGCUAAAAUCCGUGGUAAUGAUGUUUUUGGCCCAGAAGCCGUUCAAUCUGCAGUUGAGGCAGGUGGUGAAUCUCUUUGCCAUCCUGAACAAGUUGAAAAUCCAAUUGAGAGACGACAUAGAGGGCGGUCUUCAGUUAAACGGUUUAAGAGUAGUACUGAACAAGUCAAAAACAAAAAAUCUCAAAAUAAAUGUGGAAAAUGUGGAGUUGUUGGGCAUUAUGCGCCAACUUAUACAAUAACCUUGGAUUAUGGCAUAAAUGCAACCGAGGAUAAAAAAUCAUUUGAAUGGAACUUGAAAUCUAUUGAACAUAGUCCUGAAAUUAUCGCUAUAAGAGUGCUUAAAAAGGAUAG
Molecule: messenger RNA, 895 nt
Organism: Dentiscutata erythropus
Lineage: Eukaryota; Fungi; Glomeromycota; Glomeromycetes; Diversisporales; Gigasporaceae
Source: the annotation of a GenBank genome assembly